GCCGGCCUGUAACAGCUUCCUUUGUUUUCUAUUUACAAGCUCAACAGCUCCUUCUCCUGACCUUCGCCUUCCUAUCUUUUGUUCUUCAGCACGCGACAUGGAAGGAAAUCUCAACAAAAAACUCCCUCUGAAAACGGAAUUAAGGCACGCGUUUAACGCUAUCAAAAAUUGCGGGACAUAUGCAGGGUGGGAAGCGCUUCCGACCCCCCCACCUGCUGGGUUCUUGGUCGACGGAAGUGGGGAAAUCGACUUCCCGCUCAGCGAAGGACAGGUUCUACAGCUGAUUGCCAAAGCCCACCAGGUGCCCUCUGGCCCCUCAGACGCGACGACCACGGAUGUUUCUGUCCCUAACGCGUGGGAAGUCAGCCGAGACCAAUUGUUCUUCCUCGAGCCAGAAUGGCAAGGCUAUCUGGUCGAUUUGAGCAAACUUGUUGCGACAAAGCUCGGCAUUGAUGAGCCAGUUCGAUUGGAUUUCUAUAGGCUGCUUAUAUUGGAAAAGGGAGCUACGUUUAAGCCACGCACCGAUGCUGAGAGGACUCCAGGCAUGUUUGGCACUCUGAUAAUCUGUCUGCCAUCAGCUCACACAGGCGGCGAAGUUGUGGUAAAGCACAAUGAUCAAUGUAAAACUUUCAGAACAUCGGAUGCCAAGCAGUCCUUUGCUUGUUGGUACUCGGACGUCACUCAUGAGGUUCUACCGGUCCGAUCCGGCUAUCGAUGCGUCUUGACCUACAACCUGGCCAUCAGGCCUAGCCAUGGUCACACUAGACCAGCAGCAAGUGUACUCGACUCGAGAGUGGACCCACUACGAAACACGCUUGAACGAUGGCUCGGGGACUUGGCUCACAGCGACGCGACCAAUGUGCCGAGUCAUCUUUACCACACCCUUGAUCAUGAUUACACCAAAGCUACCAUGCCCUUCGAAGAACUCAAAGGUGAAGACUUGUUGCGAAUACGUGCAUUGAAAAAUUUUGCGCGCGAGCUCCCUUUCGAAAUUUUCUUCGCGGUAUUGGAGCAAUGGAAACAGGGAACUGUCUCUCGGCCGCGUUACAGAGUCAAUAAACGUACUGGCUGCUACACCGACUCUGAAUCCUACGAUAGCCAUCAUGAGAUUGACACGGUACUUUCUACUAGCACCGUUGUGAAGUCACUUUGUGCACUUGAUGGUACCAUCAUAGCCAGAAAGUAUGACUUUGACUCACACUUUUGUCUGGUGAAGCAUCCUUUCCGAGGUUUAAGAGCUGCCAGCGAAAGCUAUGAAUACCAGGGAAAUUCUGACGCCGAUGUCGACCAUUGGUACCGUCGUUCAGCUGUUGCUAUUGUUCCACACGAAAAAAUAGGAGAAUUUAUGGCGCAGUGUACAUUUGGACCCACAGUCAAGAAAUACAAAAGUCUGGUUUCCCCGGACAGUACAUCUUUCGAAUCAGCUCUGCGCUACCUUGGUCAAAUCCGACCGGGCCCUUCAGCUCGAAUGACAAUGCUUGAUGCGAUUUGCUCACUUUACGUAUCAAAGCUCAGCACAAAACUGGAGAUGACUGAUAUCCUCAAGAGUGCACUCGAAUACUCUCACUACACGCUGCUCCAGACUGUUGGAGUUUGUCAUCAAGGUCGUUUACCAGUCAAGUUUUUUGAUUGGGCAAGGGGAUGGCUCGACACGCUUUCAGAUGCAGACCGUGCAGAAAAGUACCAGAAAUGGAUACCUUUACUCAUCCAGGGCUAUCCAUCUAUGGCUGUAAGCUUCAGCAUCAUUAAGAGAAUGUCAAAUCAUACCGGUGACGCCGCUGUACCAGAUGCACCAUUCUCAAGCAUGGACCCUUGGGCAAAAGAUGUGAUUCGUCGGUGUAUUCUGAGUUUUCCCGAGACCAACAAGAAGCCCACCCUAUCAGACGCAGAAUGCAUUAUUUCUGCCGUGUUCGAUGUUAAUGAAACAUGGACAGACACAUCUGCGCUUCUUACAUCGAUUUUUGACCGCUUUCCUCAAGCCGAGGCUACUGCGUUUUUGCUGGAUCUCCUUUUCCGAUUCAAGUCUGAAGCACAAGGAAGGCAUCUCCCGAUUUCCCAUACCAUCGAACUCUACAGAAGCCUUAGCUCACGCGUUUUCAACCCCCAGAGGAAGCUCUCGAAUAUCGUUACCGUAGCCAAAGCAAAGUUACCAUCCAAAAAUGGGCCGCAAGUAUCCCCACCGACCUGGGCUCCAUCAGGUCCCAACGACGCGAAUGAAGAGGAGUCAUCUGAGACUGGGCUGGUGGUCACUCCACAGGCUCUAGUUCAAUUUGCUUGCGAUCUCGAUCUAAGCACCGAUGCAGGCAACCCACUCCAGCAAUUCCUUCAAGAACUUACUGCACAAUGUGUUACAUUUUCUGCUGAAGACAUGAAUGACCUCUGGAUGCCGUUCCUAUAUCGGCUGAUUCCGGCUCUGGCCUCUCGAUCAGUCUCGCUCAACACACCAACUUAUCAGAAGCUCACUCAACAAUUCAUGAAGCACUCCGAUUACAAAAUUAUCGGGCCAUACCCUCAAGUGGGUGUCAACUUCACAAUUCCUCAUGUGAACUGCCAAUGCAGUGACUGCAAGGAUCUCAACCAGUUCCUCCAAAACACCUCCCAACGUGUGGGUCGAUUUGAAAUGGCUGAAUAUAGGCGCUACCACUUGAAAGAGCAACUCGACGGGGCCCAUAUUGCCUGCACUCAGGAAACUAUGAAGGGAAGAACUCCCUACACCUUGGUAGUCACCAAAAUUAACACUUCACAAGACAAGGUAAACGGUUGGAACAAGCGCCAAAAUGAACUCUAUGGCGCUCUCACUCGACACAUCCCCCUAGAACAUUUGCAAAGCCUACUUGGUGCCGAAGAAGCUGCCCGUGUCCAAUCUUUAGCUGAGCCGAAGCAACCAGCUCCUACUAAUUUGCCUCAUCACCAAAGAUGACUGACUCUUAUGUUGCUGUUUCUGCUGCUGCUGCUGCUGUUGUUGUUGUUUCUUUAUCUUUUUGUAUAUUAUGAGAAACACUCAGAACACCAUGUAGGCGCUUUGCCCAUAUAUGUUCAUCAUCUCU
This is a messenger RNA of Puccinia graminis f. sp. tritici CRL 75-36-700-3, 3047 nucleotides long. RefSeq lists its product as uncharacterized. NCBI's taxonomy places the organism in Eukaryota, Fungi, Basidiomycota, Pucciniomycetes, Pucciniales, Pucciniaceae. The transcript has 5 exons. The coding region runs from base 98 to 2920 and encodes 940 amino acids. The record is from RefSeq and is a predicted model, not a curated record.